Durotheca rogersii is the source of this 2743-nucleotide messenger RNA. RefSeq lists its product as uncharacterized. Bases 685 to 2049 code for a protein of 454 amino acids. Gene Ontology annotation, cellular component: nucleolus. The transcript is spliced from 3 exons. Gene Ontology annotation, biological process: negative regulation of transcription by RNA polymerase II; rRNA processing. Lineage: Eukaryota; Fungi; Ascomycota; Sordariomycetes; Xylariales; Xylariaceae. The record is from RefSeq and is a predicted model, not a curated record. Gene Ontology annotation, molecular function: DNA binding.
ACGCACGCACACACGCACACACGCAUCCAUCGUUACGAUACCAUUACCACCUAGCUCACCUGCUUCCCUCUCUCUCUCUGUGCUCCCUAGACCGUGACCGUGGCCGAGUUGCACAACAGUCGCAUUGCUGCACGAGGCGACCUGCGUCAGGACAUACGGGCGUUUCUACGACAACAAUAACAGCCAUCACUGCGCAUUUUGUGUUCAUCUCUCGAAGACAAAAUCCUCUCGGGGAGCCUGGCUGUCAUUCCAGACGCUAAUAGUGAUACCGCCGCACCAAUCAAGGGCGUCUCUAUCCCCAUCGAUCUAUUAUUACUUACUCCUACCACACCAUAUACGACCAUAUACAACGGUGCACUGCGUGGUACUGUCUCGUUCUUAUCUAGGCAAUUCUACAGAAACUCCCGGCCGUCCGCCCCCCCUCUUUGCUCCCAUCGGCUCUUGUUGAUCCUAUUCGUAUCCCGACUCUGCCUGCUUACGCGAACACACUGCUAUCUGCAACCCCCCAGAGGCGAAGGAGUCUAUCAAGAUCGAGCCAAAGAUCAAAAACACAAGGAAAACAAAUAUCAACAAUAAUAGCACUCGACCACUCAUAGCGGCAGAUACGCAAGUAAUCGUGCAGUUACGCCAAUCGGCAUCCCCUGCUAUCCGACAGCGCAUCGCGAUUUAGACCAGUCAGAGACAAUGGUCUCCUUCUCGUGUGAGAUAUGCGAUGAUGUUUUAACCAAGAAGAAACUUGACCCACACAGAAAUCGUUGUCGCGGCGCUACCUUCACCUGCAUUGAUUGUAUGGUCCACUUCCCCGGAACAGAGUACCGCGCGCAUACUAGCUGCAUAACAGAAGAGCAAAAAUACCAGGGUUCGCUCUAUAAUCCGAAGAGGAAGAAACCAAACAACCCUGAGCCGCCGGCUAGAUCGAACACCAUGGCACGCAACGCAUACGUCGAGGACGUAACCGAGGAGUACGAGGCCUACAAGUAUCAGAUUCAUGACUCGGACGACCACGACCAGGAGGCCGCUCAUCUGCCACCGGAAGCGCCCACUCCUCCGCCCGCUGUCGACGAUGUGAAUGUCAAUGUUUUCGACUUCUUGGUGGAUCAGACACCGGCCGCAUCUACCGUCGACGUGCAACAGUACUUCAGUCCGGUGCCGCCACCUAGUGGCGGUCGGCGGCUUAUUCGAUUCGACCAGGAUGAGGAUGCUGGUGACGAUUACGUGGACCCGACUGGGUAUAUGGUGGACAAUGGGGCCAUGGCCCACGAUCCCGCUCCUCUUCCCGCUGCCGGAUUCAAGACACCGGCCCCCAAAAGUCAGCGAAGAAGUACCGACGAUACCGAUCGCCAAGUAAAGAAGGAUAAGAAGCGUAAGCGACUACACAUCUCGACACCCGGAACGCUAAACAUUGAGGCGACACCCGGAGAUCAAGUGAUGACUGAUGCGCCGGCUGUCCUGCAUUCGGGCUUGACCGGUGGCCUCAACCGUCUCAUGCGCCCGCCUCAGUUCCCUCCGUCCCCUGAUUAUUCGGGAGGCGACGCUCGAGAGAACUCGCCCGUGAGCCCCAUUAAGAAGACAAAACAUACCAAAGCACCGAAGCCUAGGGAAUCAGACACUUCCCUGAGCGGCGGCCUAAAGGCUUUCCUGUCGGGCGCAUCGAAGUCCAAGGUCUCCAAGAAGCGAAGGCAUUCGUCGGAUAAGGAGAAGAAAGAAAAGAAGAGCCGGCAUCACCAUCGGUCCAGCUCCGAGAAGGCACCAAAACUGAUAGAGUAUCGAGCGAAAUCCGGCGACGAGAAGGAUGGAGAAUCCGGCCAGAUGAUCCUUUACCGGCCUCGGUCCGAUCUCUUCCUGAGUCUCUGCAACAAAGGACCGGAGAGUGAACGCGGUUGCAGUGUCAACAAGGCUCUGAAGAAAUACCAUCGGGAGCGAUCCUCUUCCGGUACUAGCUUGGGUAAGGUAACGGAGGAGAAGGAGUUAUGGCGAUCACUGCGGAUGCGUCGUAACGACCGGGGAGAGAUCGUCUUAUUCUCUAUCGAUGUGGACGCCGACGCCUAAUACCCGAGGCACACGAAAAAAAAAAAACAAAAAAAGAAACACACAAACACAUCGAAGGAAAGCAUCGAAGCGUCUCGAGCCGUUGGAAUGGGAUCAAGUCCUGGAGCCAAUCAAGUGUAGUAAAAGGGAUGGCGUUCGUGAUAACGGGUUGCAUUCGGGAACAUGAUACCUCAGGCGUGGGACGCGGGAAGGGACGGACAGAAAGACAGGUAAAAAAGAAACAUGGAUAUCUGAUCUGUUGGUGGUAGGGGCGUGAGGCGGGACACACUUUGACUUUUCUUCCGUUCACUACCUCAUCUCUCUCUCUUUUGUUUCCCCCCUAAUAUUUUGCUGCUUCUGAGCUGGACUUGGAGCUUCAUAGAGCAGCGAAGUGUUUCCAAUAGUGUCUUGUCUUUUCGGCUGGUCGGAUAUGGUUGGGGUUUCUGUUGUCGGCCGUGUCGGUUACGCGCUCACGCACUUACCGCACUCGUCUAGCUAACCCGCCUUGUGUACGCUUUUUAGAUGUGUAUCAUUCCCGAACGCUAUGUCUUGUUUAUCUGUAUGCUUAGGAAAGGUUGGGGGGAUAUGGGGGGCUCGAGGGCGGGUAAUGGGCUUCCUUGCUAAUAUGUUUCCUUGGCUGACGGAACAUGAAUUGUAUCUAGGAUGAUGGGAUCUAGAUAAUUUAGCUGGAACAAGAUGAAUUACUUCGGUGAAA